AUGUAUGAGGACUUCAGCGAGUCCACUGGGGACUAUUACUUCCUCUGUGACACAGAGGGGCCAUGGGGCAUUGUGCUGGAGUGCCUGGCAAUAAUCGGCAUAGUGGUUACAAUUAUUCUGCUCUUGGCAUUUCUCUUCCUCAUGCGAAAGGUUCAAGACUGUUGCCGGUGGAAUGUUCUCCCCACCCAGGUCCUCUUCCUCCUGGGUGUGCUGGGGCUCUUUAGCCUUGCUUUUGCCUUCAUCUUCCAGUUCAAUCAGCAGACUGCCCCUGUACGCUACUUUUUCUUUGGGGUGCUCUUUGCUCUCUGUUUCUCAUGCCUCUUGGCUCAUGCCUCCAACCUGGUGAAGCUAGUCCGCGGUGGAGUCUCCUUCUCUUGGACGACAAUUUUGUGCAUUGCUAUUGGUUGUAGCCUGUUGCAGACGAUCAUUGCCAUUGAGUAUGUGACUCUCAUAAUGACCAGAUGUAUGAUGUUUGUACAUAUGGCACCCUGUCAGCUCAAUGUGGACUUUGUGGUACUCCUGGUCUAUGUCCUUCUCCUGAUGGCCAUCACCUUCUUCGUCUCCAAAGCCACCUUUUGUGGCCCAUGUGAGAACUGGAAGCAGCAUGGAAAGUUCAUCUUCGUCACUAUGCUCAUCUCCAUCAUUAUCUGGGUGGUGUGGAUCUCCAUGCUCAUGAGAGGCAACCCACAGCUCCAGCGGCAGCCCCAGUGGGAUGACCCUGUCGUCUGCAUUGCCCUGGUCACCAACGCAUGGGUUUUCCUGCUGCUGUACAUCAUACCUGAGCUCUGCAUUCUCUACAGAUCGUGUAAACAGGAUUGCUCCUUACAGGGCAACGCCUGCUCGGCCCCAGUCUACCAAUGCAGCUUCAGAGCGGAGAACCAGGAACUCUCAAGAGCCCGAGACAGUGAUGGAGCUGAGGAGGAUGUAGCAUUAACAUCAUAUUCAGCUACAGACUGUUGAUCUCACACAAGAGUAUUUCAUCCCACGGCUAAACUCUGAUGCAGAAUUAUAAAGUCCACAGGAACCACAAGUAGUGAAAACCCAGAAGACCAUCCUAAUGUAGCCCUGGUGGGCCCCUGGGGAGCCCACAGAAUCACACUGCCAACGAAAUAUCGCCUCAUCCUUCCUGCUCUGCUUCCCGGUCCCCUCCAUCCAUCUGGACCUUCAUCAGAAGACUGCCUG
This is a messenger RNA of Eptesicus fuscus (big brown bat), 1182 nucleotides long. It is a transcript of the gene GPRC5D, whose product is annotated as G protein-coupled receptor class C group 5 member D. Gene Ontology annotation, molecular function: G protein-coupled receptor activity; protein kinase activator activity. The transcript is spliced from 3 exons. The coding region runs from base 1 to 960 and encodes 319 amino acids. Gene Ontology annotation, cellular component: plasma membrane; signaling receptor complex; extracellular exosome. The record is from RefSeq and is a predicted model, not a curated record. Gene Ontology annotation, biological process: G protein-coupled receptor signaling pathway. NCBI's taxonomy places the organism in Eukaryota, Metazoa, Chordata, Mammalia, Chiroptera, Vespertilionidae.